Parastagonospora nodorum SN15 is the source of this 228-nucleotide messenger RNA. RefSeq lists its product as hypothetical. The record is from RefSeq and is a predicted model, not a curated record. The coding region runs from base 1 to 228 and encodes 75 amino acids. The transcript has 2 exons. NCBI's taxonomy places the organism in Eukaryota, Fungi, Ascomycota, Dothideomycetes, Pleosporales, Phaeosphaeriaceae.
AUGGCCGAGUCUAGACUUCCGCUCCACUUGGCUUGCAACUGGUCUAGACCAGCUCUUUUCGAUGCGGAGAUUGCCAUCUCGUACCGCUUCAGACGCUAUGUCGACAUUCUGGUGAUCACGUCUAAGCGCAGAGGCGUGCGCCAGAGCGUGCACGACGGUCCGACGAGGGACACCAACAACAAAGACACAGGAAGCGCAUCGUUCGGAGCGCAAAAGGACGGCCGGUAA